This is a messenger RNA of Cotesia glomerata, 13728 nucleotides long. RefSeq names its product dynein beta chain, ciliary-like. Gene Ontology annotation, molecular function: dynein intermediate chain binding; dynein light intermediate chain binding; ATP binding. The record is from RefSeq and is a predicted model, not a curated record. The coding region runs from base 1 to 13716 and encodes 4571 amino acids. NCBI's taxonomy places the organism in Eukaryota, Metazoa, Arthropoda, Insecta, Hymenoptera, Braconidae. The transcript has 58 exons. Gene Ontology annotation, biological process: microtubule-based movement. Gene Ontology annotation, cellular component: dynein complex.
AUGUGUCCCCUGGCCCCUUGCGUGCCCCAGCCGUCACCCCUCUGGCAGAUUCAAAUGGAGGAAAAAGAAGAUAAAAAUGAUGAUCCGCGGGUUGAAUUUAUUUAUCAAUAUUUAGCGAGAUCCAGCAAAAUAAAACCUGAUAAAUGGGCCAAGAUGCUGGCAACUGAAGAUUUAAAGAAUAUUAUUAUGAAUUUCUUUGGCACUCCUGAGGAGUACAUACUGACGAUAAAUGUAUCGUCGAGCGGUGGAAUUGUUCCAGCUUUGGGAAUUCAAUCUAAUGUCAAAAAUAAAUUGUCUUACUUCGUGAAGCGACAUCCGGUUAUUAUUACGGAGACCAAUUAUAGGGAACUUCUUAUUCCUGGAGACAUGUCACCCAAACCUAUAGAUGAAUUGUCGAUCCUGGUUCAAGAAGUAUAUGUUCCAAUAUUGACAAAUCCAGAAAAUAGCAAUAAUUGGCCAGAAAUAGUAAUCGAAGAUGUCAAGAAACACGUUUAUGACUUCCAGAGUUCAAUCUGUCAGUUGAAAGGCAAAAUGACAGGACAUACUUUGCUAUCGAUGCCAAUGGGAAAUGAGGAAUUAUUUAAAAUGGAAAGACUAACCAACAACGAAGAAAUUGAUUUGAUGUUAAAAAGUAAUAUCGAAGAAAUCGUUAUCAGAUGGCUGAAGCAAGUUAAUGAUGUUUUGGAGGAAGCUCACGAACGUCUAUCUAACAAUGACAAUCAAUUAUUUCCUAGCGCAGAAGUUACAUUCUGGCAAGAAAGAUUAAGAAAUUUGGAAUCAAUUUAUGAUCAAAUGUGUGAUCCGCGGGUUAAAAAAAUAGCUUUUUUACUUGAACUUACUAAAAGUUCAUAUCUAACAUCUUUUGAAACGCUAUUCAAAAAUAUUAUCGCAGCAAUCGUCAAAGCGCGAGAUAUUUAUUUACACUUAAAACCACUGCAAUCGCAGUUUAUAGAAAUAGAAUCAACUGAUAUUGAAAAUUUGAAAUUGAAAUUGAAACAACUGCUUCAUUUAAUUUGUCUGGCGUGGGCGAAUUCUAAGCAUUAUUGCACGACUACCAAUAUUAUCUAUUUGCUCAAUGCGGUUGUGAAUCUUUUUAUAACUCAGGCGAUAAAAUACCUUGAUCCAGGAAAUUUAUUUCAAACUGACAUUAAUGAUAAUCUCGCUAAAUUGACACUUGUUCUCGAUACUAUUGUAAAUUUUCGGGAUUUAUUCGACCAAUUUGGAGCGAAUAUUCAUCACUACUUUAAAAAUUCACCAGUUGUUCCUUGGACUUUUCACGAAAAGCUCGUUUUGGAGCGAUUAAUUAGAUUUGAGAAACGGCUGAGACAGAUUCAGCGGAUAUUCGAGAUUGCCAACGAGUAUUCUAAAUUAGAACGGAUCGAAGUCGGUGGAUUCAAGGGAAAAAUAUUGGUUGACAAAAUAAACCAAGUUUAUGAUGAAUUUAUUAAGAGUUACAACGAACUGGGCUCCGUGGAAUAUGACAUACUGUUUCCUGAAGACGAUAAAUUUUUAAAUGAAAUCACGAGUUUUUUAACUAAGGUGGAAGAAUAUGACCAGAAAUUGGGUUCUAUUUUUGAUAAAGCUUUCGCGGAGUGUCAUGAUAUCGAGAAAAUAAUAAAAUUAAUUUACAUAAUUGAUCCAAUAUCUCAGCGACCGAUUAUACGAUUUCAAUUGUGGCAUAAUUAUGAAAAAUUGCUGGCGCUUAUCCACAAUUAUCUUGAUGAAAUUAAGAUUGUUUUCGAUAACAACUUCGUAGAAACAGAAAAUAACGGUACAAAAGAUCAAUAUUUUCCGCCGGUGGCUGGCAAACUCUGCUGGCUAAUGAAAUUACAGCGGCAUAUUGAUUAUCCUAUAGACUCUAUUAAAUUAAUUAAUCAUCCGAUAUUUGUAACGCAAUCUGGACUGGAUAUUAUAAAUAAACACGACCAAAUUCAGAAACUGUUAGACGAAACGGAAAAAAAAAUAUUUGCCGAAUGGUGCAAAAAAGUGCCGGGUAUUUGCAGUGAAAAUCUGGCUAAACCUCUUUUUAUUGUCGCGAACGAUCGAUCUUUAAAGUCUAAUUUGAACCCCGAACUCGCUGCUAUUCUCAAAGAAACUAAAUACAUGAUUAUGUUAGCGAAGGACAAUUUGCCUAAAGAAGCCCUUGAUUUAUUUGCAAGGACAAAAUUUUUUAUGGAUACUACUUACAAUAUUAACCUGAUUGUUGAUUGGUACAACGAAAUUCGAUUCUCGUGCUCAGACGUAGAGUUUGAAUUAUUACAAGAGGAAAUACAAAUGAUUGAUGGCAUGAUUGAUGAGGGACAGAUUAAUUACAACUGGAACUCACCAGAAACGCCGGAUUUUAUUAACCAGCUGUUGGUUCCCGUAAGAAAUGUGUACCACAGAAAAAUGAAGGCCGUUAAUAAUGUCAAAGAUUUGAUGACGAGCAUCAAUGAUUGGGCAAUGACGCCAAUUUUGGAGCGCAAGGACAGAAAAGCUGAUAACUUGAUCGCGAUUGGAGACCGAAAAGAUAAAUUCAGCAAGCGCUACAGAACUAUUGAGCAAGCUGCUGCAGAAAUAAACCGCGUUCUGGAGGAAAAUUACAAACUCUACUUCAAUAUUCUGCCUGAAUCCGCUUAUAUCUCCAGUGACUUUGAGUCUGAUUCGGGUUCAUUAAAUAAUGACAAACGCUCAGGAGAAAGAAAUGGGUCAUCUAGUGAAUUACCCGGAAAUGCGGGCUUGGGCUUGCCAAAGGACCUUGUCGGAGGAGAAAAUGAAGAAAUUAAUGAUGCAGUAACAGAUGGUGAAAUGACGAUAACGGAAGACUCGACAAAGGAUAAUGGAACUGAAGAAGAAGAUCCUGAGCUAAAGGCAAUUAGACUAGUCAAGUGGAAGCCUUAUCUUAGUUAUAUUGAUCAAUUGGUAUCCAAAGCUUUGAUACAAGCUGUCUCUUCGAGCGUCUGUUAUAUAUUAGAUGAAACUGAUCCACAGGCUGAUGUACAUCCGCUUUUUGAGGUGAAUCUUUGUUUAGAAAUUCCGAAUAUCAGUUUUCAUCCUUUUGUCGAGAUAGAACAUCCCGAGGGAUUUUACGUGUUUUACGAGGGCUUGCUGUUUGAUAUUAUGAAAAUGGGAACAUUGAUAACUCGUUUGGAUCCUGAUAAAUUUGAACACCGAGAAAAUUAUGGGCUUGACUUAGUUGAAGAGGAACGAAUCGUAUUUAUGUUGGAAGAAACUUGUAACCGAGUUAAGGAAGCACUAACUCAAGCUCAAGAGUACGGUACGACAUUCAAGGAAUAUAGCUGGAUAUGGCUCGACGACAGGCAAGAGUAUCUCCAUUACUUUCUGCGUUUCGCUAAAAAUUUAAAUCACCAAGAAAGAGAACUUUUGAGCCAUAAAUCAGCGACUAAUUUGGCUAUCAAAGAGAAGAAACCCGAGCUAGCGGAUUUCAAGCGAGAAAUUGAUUAUUUUGUCGAGAUGUACAAUAAGUGCGACGGAAUUGAGAACGAAAAAAUUUUGUGUCGCUGGCUUAAGAUCAAUAAUAAAUCGUUCAAGCAGACUUUGCUUAAUACUAUUUGCAAGUGGGCUAAUACCUUGAAGACCUAUCUUGUAGAUAGUGUCGACAAUAGCUUGAAAGAGUUAUCAGAGUUUCUACAAGAAGCAACUGAGAGAUUUAACCAACCGAUUCUAGAAGAGGAUUAUGAAGGCUUAUUGAAGACAAUGUACUACUUGAAAGAAGUUAGAGACAAACAAUAUAAAAUUGAUGGAAUGUUUGAUCCUAUUAAAGAAACAAUAAAUUUAUUGGAACAAUACCAAGUGGAAUUUAGCGAGCAAACUCAUCAGUGGCUUGUCGAACUGCCCGAGUCAUGGGGCACUGUAAAAAAAUUAGCCGCUCAAGUUAAACAAUUAGUAGCGCCGCUUCUGGCUCACCAAGUUGAUCUCAUUAAAAAGAGAUUAAAUUAUUUCGACUUUAAACAACGCCAGUAUUAUUUAAAGUUUUUUGACCAUAAAUUAUUUAGGCCAGAUUGUGAGAAUGUUUACGAAAAUUUGGACAAAAUAAACUGGGAGGUUAAUGAACUGGAGUCGGAGUUAGAAACACUGAAAGCUUCAGCCGCAAUACACGAGCUGCAGGUUCAAGAUUACAAGGAAAUAAACCAGCUGAGACGGGAGCUGAGAUUAUUGAAAUGCCUCUGGGAUUAUGUUAUCGUGAUAACGAGUAGCUUAGACGAGUGGAACACUACGACCUGGAAGAGAAUAGACGUCGAGGCGAUGGAUCUCGAGUGUAAAAAAUUUAUCCGUGAACUGAGACUGCUGGAUAAGGAAUGCAAGAGCUGGAAAUUAUUUACGUACAUUGAAGCUCAGGUUAAAAAUAUGAUGUCAUCAUUGAGAGCUGUCUCGGAGCUACAGAAUCCCGCGAUUCGCGAUCGUCACUGGCAGGAAUUAAUGGCGGAAACUCGGGUUAAAUUUACUAUGAGCGACAAAACAACUCUGGAGGAUUUGCUAAAAUUGGAACUUCAUAAAUAUGAAGAGGAAGUUAAAAAUAUGGUUGAUAAAGCUGUCAAAGAAAUGGCUAUGGAAAAAAUGAUCAAAGAAUUGACUAAUACUUGGGUUAAUUUGGAAUUUGAUAAAGAAAUUCAUGAAAGAACUAAAUUAAAUACUUUGAAAAUUAGUGAGGAGACUAUUGAAAUUUUGGAAGACCAUCAGGUUCAAUUACAAAACAUGAUGAGCUCCAAAUCAAUUGGCUACUUUGUUGAUAUAGUAAAUGAUUGGCGAAAGAAAUUGAGCAACGCUGAUGCUAUUAUCAAUAUCUGGUUCGACGUUCAAAGAGCUUGGAUCCACCUCGAAAGUAUAUUUAUAGAUUCAGAGGAUAUACGAAAACAAUUACCGGAAGAUACCAAACGUUUUGAAGCAAUUGACCGAGAUUUUAAGGAAUUACUCAAAGAGAUGCUAGCGAAUCUUAAUAUAGUUAAGGCUACAAAUAAACCGAAGUUAUUAGAGCGACUCGAAGAAUUGCAAGUCCAAUUGAAUAUUUGUGAAAAGGCGUUGUUUAACUAUUUAGAGAUGAAGCGUUUGGCGUAUCCUCGGUUCUAUUUUAUAUCUUCUGCAGAUCUACUUGAUAUUCUUAGCAAUGGAAAUAAUCCAGAGCUUGUAUGCAAACAUCUAUCAAAGCUCUACGAUUCAAUAUCAAACCUAAAAUGGAAGCUCGACUCAGGAAAGCCAACGAAACUAGCUUUUUCCCUGAUAGCAAAGGACGGCGAAGAAAUGGAGAUCCACGGAGUGUGCGACUGUAGCGGAGUAGUCGAAGUCUGGCUGAACCGGUUGACCGAGAGCAUGCAGAAGACCGUCAGGCACCACUUCAACCAGGCAGUGAGAUCCUACGAUGACAAACCUAGAGAGCAGUGGAUUCUGGACUAUCCAGCUCAACCUGCGCUUUGCGGGACUCAGAUCUGGUGGACCGCGGAGGUGAACAUGGCGUUUGCCCGGCUGGAAGAAGGAUUUGAAAGCGCGCUGAAGGACUAUCAAAAAAAGCAAAUAAAUCAAUUGAAUACACUCAUAACAAUUCUGUGUGGUGAACUGACCGAUAAUGAACGCCAGAAAAUAAUGACUAUCUGCACAAUUGACGUACAUGCCAGAGAUGUUGUGGGGAAAUUAAUAACAACUAGAGCUGAAAACUCGUCCAAUUUUCAAUGGCAGUCCCAGUUACGACACAGGUGGGAUGAUGGGAUCGGUGAUUGUUUUGUUAAUAUCUGCGAUGCAAAUUUCGCAUAUGGGUACGAGUACCUAGGAAACGUUCCACGCUUGGUUAUAACUCCAUUGACAGACCGUUGUUAUAUAACACUGACACAAUCGCUGCAUUUAGUGAUGGGUGGUGCUCCUGCUGGUCCCGCGGGAACUGGCAAAACCGAAACAACCAAGGAUUUAGGUCGCGCGCUGGGUCAAAUGGUCUAUGUUUUUAAUUGCUCUGAACAACUGGAUUAUAAAUCGUGUGGAAAUAUUUAUAAAGGACUCGCGCAAACUGGAGCAUGGGGAUGCUUUGAUGAAUUUAAUCGGAUAUCUGUCGAGGUACUCUCUGUGGUCGCUGUUCAGGUUAAAUGUGUUUUGGAUGGCGUCAAGAGCAGGAGAAAAAAAUUUAUGUUUUUUGGAGAAGAGCUCAAUCUGAUAAAUACUGUUGGGAUGUUCAUCACCAUGAAUCCUGGGUACGCUGGACGGACUGAAUUACCGGAGAAUUUGAAAACGUUGUUCAGACCCUGUGCAAUGGUAGUUCCAGACUUCGAUUUAAUUUGCGAAAUAAUGUUAGUAGCUGAAGGGUUUCAAAAAGCUCGUCUAUUAGCCAGGAAGUUUAUAACUCUGUAUUCGCUUUGUCGAGAAUUACUGUCAAAGCAGGAUCACUACGAUUGGGGUCUUCGUGCAAUUAAAUCAGUUCUGGUUGUCGCGGGCAAGCUAAAACGUGACGAUCGUCAGCGUCCAGAAGAUCAAGUUUUAAUGAGAGCUCUACGUGACUUUAACACUCCAAAAAUAGUUACCGAUGAUAUACCGGUAUUCAUGGGUCUGAUCGGCGAUUUAUUUCCGGCGCUCAAUGUUCCGCGUAAACGCGAUAUCCAGUUUGAAAAAACUGUGCGUCAAGCUGCUCUUGAUCUUAAAAUGCAACCAGAGGACGGAUUUAUCCUGAAGAUAGUACAACUUGAAGAACUUCUUAAUGUUCGUCACUCAGUGUUUAUUGUUGGAAUGGCUGGUACAGGAAAAACUCAAGUUUGGAAAUCUCUCUAUCGCACUUAUGUUAACCAGAAACUUAAACCUUGUUACAAUGAUCUAAAUCCAAAAGCUGUGUCUAAUGACGAACUUUUUGGAAUUAUUAAUCCCGCAACAAGAGAAUGGAAAGACGGUUUGUUAUCAAUACUAAUGCGCGAUCAGGCAAAUAUGUCCGGUAAUGGACCAAAAUGGAUUAUAUUCGACGGUGAUAUUGAUCCGAUGUGGAUUGAAUCGCUUAAUACCGUGAUGGACGACAACAAAGUAUUAACGUUGGCGAGUAAUGAGCGUAUCGCAUUGACUAAAUCAAUGCGAUUAUUAUUUGAAAUAUCAAAUUUACGUACUGCUACUCCUGCUACUGUUUCAAGAGCUGGGAUUUUGUACAUAAAUCCGCAGGACUUGGGCUCUAACCCAUUUAUCAUAAGCUGGAUAGAAACACGGAACAAUUCAGAGCGCGCUAAUUUAAUGAUUCUAUUUGACAAAUAUUUACCAUCAUUACUGGAAGUGUCGAAAAUAAAAUUCAAAAAAAUAACACCGAUACCAGAAAUAUGUCACCUACAAAUGCUGUGUAAUUUAUUGGAUUGUUUAAUGAUAAAUGAAAAUUUACCACCGGAGUGUCCAAAAGAAUGGCACGAAUUGUACUUUGCGUUUGCCUGCAUCUGGUCCUUCGGUUCGACGCUUUUUAAAGACCAAUUGAUUGAUUGGCGGAAUGAAUUCAGCAAGUGGUGGCUGAGUGAGUUCAAAACAAUUAAAUUUCCGUCUGAAGGAACAGUCUUUGACUACUACAUCGACAACGAGACAAAAAAAUUCGUCCACUGGAAGAAUAUAGUCGGGAAAUUUCAACUGGACAUGGAUAUUCCUCUGCAAUCUUCCUUAGUUCCAACCGGCGAAACUGCACGUCUGCGUUUUUUCAUGGAUAUGUUAAUGAAGAAAAAAGCCCCAGUUAUGUUGGUAGGAAGUGCUGGCUCAGGAAAAAGUGUUAUUGUUACCGACAAACUGUCUUCUCUUUCGGAUAAUUAUAAUGUCGCUAAUAUUCCGUUUAAUUAUUAUACUUCUUCUGAAAUGCUUCAGCGCGUACUUGAAAAGUACCUCGAAAAAAAGGCUGGCCGUAAUUAUGGCCCGCCUGGUACCAAACAAUUGGUUUACUUCAUUGAUGAUAUGAAUAUGCCGGAAGUUGAUGCUUAUGGAACUGUGCAACCUCAUACUCUUAUAAGGCAACAUCUUGACUACAAUCAUUGGUACGAUAGAGUAAAAUUAACUCUAAAAGACAUUCACAAUACACAAUAUGUAUCUUGCAUGAAUCCAACAGCAGGAAGUUUUACAAUAGACCCACGGUUACAAAGGCACUUUGCAGUAUUCGCAGUCAGUUUUCCAAGUCAGCAAGCGUUGGUAACAAUUUACAGCCAAGUGUUGGAGCAGCACUUCUCAAACCCGGCGCAAAAAAUCGACCAUAAGCUACACUCAGUGAUAGAGCCGUUGAUAAACACAGCGCUGUAUCUCCACGAAAAAAUAACCAUCAGUUUCCUACCAACGGCCACAAAGUUUCAUUAUAUAUUCAAUUUACGGGACUUAUCAAAUUUAUUUCAGGGCUACUUAUUUGCCAAUGGUGACACAAUUUCAAACUCGACAGAAGCUAUUCGUUUAUACGUCCAUGAAGCGAGCCGUGUGUAUUGCGACAAGUUAGUUAAUUUUACGGACAAGAACGCCUUUGAAAUUAUCAUGCAUGAAGCGCUCAAGAAAAAUAUCAUCGACAUUGAUGAAUCGUUAGUAUUUGAAAAACCGCUCAUAUACUGUCAUUUCGCGGAAGGUAUGGGCGAUCCCAAGUACAUGCCGAUUAAGGAAUGGUCUCAGCUGUCAAAACUACUCGACGAAGCUUUAACUAAUUACAAUGAAUUGGUAUCAGCGAUGAAUUUAGUAAUGUUUGAAGAUGCAAUGUAUCAUGUUUGCCGUAUAAACCGUCUUCUAGAAUCCCCGCGAGGCAGUGUAUUGUUAGUAGGAGUCGGUGGUAGUGGGAAGCAAUCUCUGUCUCGUUUAGCAUCCUUUAUUUCCGGACUUGAGGUUUUUCAAGUUCAGCUGACAAAAAACUAUUCAAUAAGCGAUUUAAAAUUAGAUUUAGCGGAAUUGUAUCUAAAAGCGGGGCUAAAAAGUAUCGGAAUAACUUUUCUUAUGUCAGACUCGCAAGUUGCGCAAGAAAAUUUUUUAGUCGUCGUUAAUGACAUGCUGGCAUCUGGCGAGAUUGUCGAGCUUUUUCCGGACGAUGAAGUUGAUAGAAUAAUAAAUACCGUACGUAAUGAGGUGAAGCUCACCGGGCUGAUGGACACGAAAGAGAAUUGCUGGAAAUUCUUCAUCGAUCGCGUAAGAAAGCAACUCAAAUGCGUGUUAUGUUUCUCGCCAGUCGGAAUUACUUUGAGGAAGAGAGCCAGACAGUUUCCGGCACUGGUCAAUUGUACGUCUAUCAACUGGUUCCAAGAUUGGCCACUUAAUGCUUUGGAGUCUGUUUCUAUUCGAUUUAUUGCGCAAUUAACGGAACUACCAGAAGAAUUCAAGGAGCCAGUAUCAAAAUUCAUGUCUUUUGUCCACACGAGCGUCAACGAGGUGUCAAAAAUCUAUCUGGAAAAUGAGAAGAGACAUAAUUACACAACACCAAAGUCAUUUCUCGAGCAAAUAUCGCUCUAUUCAAAAUUAUUGAUCGACAAAAUAAAUAGUUUUAAAUCGCAAAUUACAAAACUCGAGAACGGAAUUAUAAAAUUGAAUUCCUGCGCUGGACAGGUAGACGAGCUGAAAGAGGUUCUGGCUGUUCAGGAAGUUGAGUUAAAUAAGAAGAACGAGAUAGCUGACAAAAUCUUGGCAGAGGUACGAGAAGAGAAUACUAAAGCGGAAGUGGAGAAAGCGAUAGUUUCUGAGGAGGAGGCCAAAGUAGCUGAGAUUAAGGAGCGAGUGUCACUGAGACAAAAAAGUUGCGAUGAGGAUUUGGCUAAAGCUGAACCGGCUGUAAGACAAGCAGAAGCUGCUUUAGAUACUUUGAACAAGAACAAUCUGACUGAGCUAAAGUCGUUGGUUACGCCACCAGAAGCCGUAGCAAUUGUUGCCCAAGCGGUUUUAGUACUCUUUUCCCCAAAGGGGAAAAUCCCAAAGGAUCGAAGCUGGAAGGCCUGCAAAGCAAUGAUGGGUGGAGCUGAUGCUUUCCUCCAUGCGCUCCGUACCUACGACAAGGAGAAUAUUCAACCGGAGGUUGUUAAAGCCGUACAAACUUAUAUAAAUGACAAAGAAUUUGAUCCCGACAUUAUUUACUCAAAGUCCCAAGCCGCUGCGGGCUUGUGCAGUUGGGUCAAAAAUAUUAUGGUCUUUCAUUACAUUAAUCUCAAUGUUAAGCCUCUGAGAGCUGCACUUGCUCAAGCUAAUGCUGAGUUAAAGGCUUCCUUGGAAAAAUUGGUCUAUUUACGUCAGCGUUUAACUGAGUUGCAAAAAGAGUUGGAUGAACUCGGCGCUAAAAUGAGCGUAGCGCUCACGGAAAAACAGAAAUGUCAAGAUGAAGCUGACACAACAGCGCUGACUAUUGAUUUAGCAAACAGAUUAGUUAAUGGACUCGCUUCUGAAAAAAUACGCUGGGCUAAAACUAUUGACAUCCUGAAAUCAUCAUGCGAAACAGUACCAGGUGACAUGUUACUAGCGACGGCAUUUAUAUCUUACGUAGGAUGCUUCACAAGACAGUACAGACACGAUUUAAUAAACGUGUACUGGUUGCCGUUCCUGGAGAAAUUGGAGCCUCGGAUACCGCGUAACAGCGAAUUGAACGUAAUAACGUUACUAGCAGACGAUGCCCAGGUUGCGCAAUGGAAUAAUGAUGGUUUGCCAUCGGAUAAAAUGUCUACCGAAAACGCAACUAUUCUGCUGAACUCUUCACGCUGGCCGCUGAUUAUCGACCCGCAAUUGCAGGCGAUCAAAUGGAUAAAAGCCAUGUACAAGGAUAACAUCAUCGUUCUGCGCCUCGAUCAGAAAAAUUAUCUGGAGCGAAUCGAGUUGGCGAUUGUUAGUGGUGAAAUAGUUUUACUGGAAAAUAUUUCUGAGACAGUUGAUGCUGUACUAGAUCCGAUUUUGAGUCGGAAUUUAAUUAAAAAGGGCAGAGCAAUAAAAGUUGGAGACAAAGAAAUAGAUUAUAACCCGGAAUUCCGUUUGAUUUUGCAAACAAAGCUCUCGAAUCCUCACUACAAACCGGAGAUACAAGCCCAAACAACGCUGAUUAAUUUCACAGUGACCAAGGAUGGGCUGGAGGAACAAUUAUUAGGAGACGUUGUGAAAGUAGAGCGCCCGGACCUAGAAAACACUAAAGCCGAGUUAACAAAGCAGCAAAACAGCUACAAAAUAACAUUAAAAAAAUUGGAAGAUGAUUUACUGCAGAGAUUAUCAACAGCUGGGCCAAAUAUACUAAGUGAUGUAAUGCUGGUUAUUAAUUUAGAGACUACUAAAAAAAUGUCCGACGAUAUUGAAAUAAAAGCUACAGAGGCCAAAAUAACAGCGAGGAAAAUAGAUGAAGCACGUGAAUCAUAUCGUCCAGCUGCUUCCCGAGCCAGUCUUUUAUAUUUCAUUCUAAAUGAUUUGUAUAAAAUAAACAUGCUUUAUCAGUUCUCGCUCAAGGCAUUCAGCGUUGUUUUUAAUAACGCCAUUAAGUUUGCCGAGAACUCCAACAACUUGAAGCAACGCGUUCAGCUUCUUAUUGACAGUAUCACUUAUCUCGUUUUUGUUUAUACCAGUCGCGGAUUGUUCGAGUGUGACAAGCUCGUAUUUUUACUCCAGAUGAUCAUUCAAAUACUGUUGAACAAAAAUGAAAUAUCACAAUCAGAGCUGGAUUUUCUUCUCCGGUACCCUCACGAUACAGACAUCGUAAGUCCCGUGGACUUUUUAAGCAAUUCCGGAUGGGGUGGGAUUAAGUUUCUGAGCAGUUCUAGCAGUAUGCCAGAAUUCAGGAAUCUUGAUCGUGAUAUCGAGGGAGCGGCUAAAAGAUGGAAAAAGUUUGUUGAAUCUGAAACACCGGAGAAAGAAAAAUUCCCACAAGAAUGGAAAAGUAAAUCCGCGCUUCAGAGGCUAUGUAUUAUGCGAUGCUUGAGGAUUGAUCGUAUGACUUAUGCAAUAAGAUGUUUUGUGGAAGAAAAAUUGGGAGAACGUUUUACAGAGACCCGCUCACCGGCAUUUGAAAAAUCAUUUGAAGAAAUGAGUUCUAUUACGCCAGUAUUUUUUAUUCUUUCACCGGGAGUUGAUCCACUUAAAGACGUAGAAAAAUUAGGAAAAAAAUUGGGCUUUACAUUUGACAACAAUAAUUUCCACAAUGUGUCACUGGGUCAAGGCCAAGAGUUGAUAGCGGAAGAGAAAAUGGAAACAGCCGCCACAAACGGGCACUGGGUUAUCUUGCAAAAUAUUCAUCUGGUGAAAAGCUGGCUGCCGAAUUUAGAAAAGAAAAUGGAGCAAUUAUCUGGUAAUUCUCAUGAAAAUUACCGUCUUUUUAUGAGCGCAGAACCCAGUAUUGAUCCGCAUGAAUCAAUAAUUCCUCAAGGAAUUUUAGAGUCUGCGAUAAAAAUAACAAACGAACCACCUACAGGAAUGCAUGCGAAUAUCCAUAAAUCGCUCGAUAAUUUUAAUCAAGAAACUCUCGAUUCUUGCACCAAAGAAUCUGAAUUCAAAGGAAUCCUAUUUGCACUUUGUUACUUCCACGCUGUGGUUGCUGAAAGGAGGAAAUUCGGAGCUCAAGGAUGGAAUCGAAUUUAUCCGUUUAACGUCGGUGAUUUGACGAUAAGCGUAUCUGUGCUGACAAAUUACCUGGAAAAUAACGCGAAAGUACCCUGGGAAGAUUUACGUUAUUUAGUGGGAGAAAUAAUGUACGGCGGGCAUAUCACCGAUGAUUGGGAUCGUCGAUUAUGUCGGACAUAUUUAUUGGAAUACUUGCAGCCGGAUCUGAUUGACGGUGACUUGAAUUUAGCGCCUGGAUUCCUCGCACCGGGAAACAGUGAUUACAGUCAUUAUCAUCUGUAUAUUGAUAAUUAUUUACCCCCUGAAAGCCCCACGCUUUAUGGAUUACAUCCAAAUGCUGAAAUUGGUUUCUUGACAACUACAGCCGAAAAUCUUUUUAAAGUAGUACUAGAGAUGCAGCCAAAAGACGCCGGCGAAUCUCUUGGAUCUGGCUCGUCUCGUGAAGAAAAAUUAACCGGUAUUAUCGAAGAUAUUCUUGAUAAAUUGCCCGAGGAAUUUAAUAUAGCGGACUUAAUGAGUAAAAUGGAAGAUCGUACGCCCUUUAUAAUAGUUGCUUUUCAAGAGUGCGAAAGAAUGAAUAUUUUAUGCCAAGAGCUUCGUCGCUCGCUCAAAGAAUUAGAGCUUGGACUAAAAGGCGAGUUAACUAUUAAUGCAGAGAUGGAAGAUUUGCAAAAUUAUUUAUUAAUGGAUUUUGUACCACCAUCAUGGACAGUGCGCGCAUAUCCAUCCUCACUCGGACUAACUAAUUGGUUUGCUGACAUGUUAAACAGAGUCGCUGAAUUAUCUAACUGGACUUCUGAUUUUAUGCUGCCGUCCUCUGUCUGGUUGGGAGGCUUGUUCAACCCCCAGUCGUUUUUGACGGCAAUAAUGCAGCAAACGGCGAGGAAAAAUGAGUGGCCAUUAGACAGCAUGUGCCUUCACUGCGACGUUAUGAAGAAAAGUAGAGACGAAAUAGCGACGGCGCCCCGCGAAGGUGCUUAUAUCAAUGGCCUGUACAUGGAAGGUGCCCAAUGGGACACUCAGUUCGGCGUAAUCACUGACGCCAGACUCAAAGAUCUAUACCCGCAAAUGCCUGUUGUUUAUAUAAAGGCAAUUACUCAGGACAAGCAAGAGCUUAAAAAUAUUUACGAGUGUCCAGUUUACAAGACUAAGUCACGCGGGCCCACUUAUGUCUGGACUUUUAAUCUCAGGACCAAAGAUAAAUCUACUAAAUGGACACUUGCUGGUGUCGCUAUUUUAUUGCAGGUUUAAAUUUUAAACCUA